Nicotiana tabacum (common tobacco) is the source of this 1384-nucleotide messenger RNA. RefSeq names its product WAT1-related protein At1g43650-like. Gene Ontology annotation, molecular function: transmembrane transporter activity. Gene Ontology annotation, cellular component: membrane. The record is from RefSeq and is a predicted model, not a curated record. NCBI's taxonomy places the organism in Eukaryota, Viridiplantae, Streptophyta, Magnoliopsida, Solanales, Solanaceae.
GAGAGGAGACAUCUGCUAGUACAAAUCCAUUCAACUUACUCUCCAUGCCUAAAUAUCUCAAUAAUGUAACAAACAUAAGUGUCAAAUGUGGCUCUUGCAACACUUAAACGACAAUCUAAAGUCUAAAACUAUGUUACUUCAUCCUUCUGGCAGAAUAAGCAAUCACAGAACUUAUCAUUUAGAGCUGGUUUUUAGUCUGCAUAUAUACAGAGGCAUGGCUUUGUUUUCUAAAGCUGCAAUAUCUGAAGGCAUGAACCCUUAUGUAUUUGUUACUUAUCGUCAAGCAUUUGCUGUCCUCGCGUUGGCCCCACUCGCUGCCUUCUUCGAGAGAAAGACUCUGGUUCUUUUAUCCUACAACAUCCUGUUGAAGAUCUUACUGAUGUCAUUUCUUAGCACUCUAAGUUUGAAUCUCUACUACUUCUCCAUACACUAUACAACAGCAACCUUUGCUGCAGCCACCACUAACAUAAUUCCAUCCAUAACUUUUGUUAUGGCAGUUAUCCUAAGGGUGGAGACUCUAUCAAUAAAGCAGUCACAUGGAAUGGCAAAAGUCUUGGGUUCUUCAGUUUGUGUUUCAGGAGCUUUGGUGUUUGCCCUAGUUAAAGGGCCACAUUUUAACUUCAUGAACUGGUCUAUGGGGAAAACAAAGGGAGCUCAUACCUCAAAUUUUCAUUAUACUUUGAAGGAAGAAUGGAUAAAAGGUUCACUAGUCAUGCUUUUGGCUAACAUAAUAUGGUCUCUGUGGCUCAUUUUACAGGUCCCUAUUAUAAAACAAUAUUCGGCAAAGCUACGUCUUGCCACCCUAUACUGUUUGUUUAGCUGCAUACAAUCAUCAGUUUGGGCAAUGGCAAUGGAAAGGAACAUAUCAGCAUGGAAGCUCAAAUGGGACAUCAAUCUUUUUUCAGUGGCUUACUGUGGUGUGAUUGUUACAGGCAUAACAUACUGGUUGCAGCUUUGGGCAGUAGAGAAGAAAGGACCAGUAUUCACAGCCAUGUUCACUCCAUUAGCACUUAUCAUAACUGCUAUAGUGUCAGCAUUUUUGUGGAAGGAGACACUUUAUAUGGGAAGUGUUUGUGGAGGAAUAUUGCUAGUUGGUGGGCUUUACUUGGUCCUAUGGGGAAAGAAUACAGAAGCAGAGAGGGAAGUAAAUAAAGAUCAAAUACUGGAAACCAAGGAUGGUACCACAGUAAUUUGAUAGGACAGUAUUAUUUUUUUUACACUUAUUAUCCUAUGGUCACUAACAAGCAUGGACUGUCCAAUAUUUCCUAGCAAAUUAAAUAGAUUUGGUUCUUAUACAAAGUUUCAGUGCUCUCCAGUCUGAUCAUGAGCUACUCCUCCGUUUCAUAUUAAAUGAGUUAGUUUGACUCGACACGGAGUUUAAGAA